ACCGUCGACCCCUCUCCUCCUGAAUGGAUCGCUUGUCUGGCUGCCUGCGCCUGUUCCUCAACAAAGAUGGCCCUUAGCCCUCCUUCAUCCUCAGCUACUUCUCAUUUCGAUCUACAGGCUCUUGCGUUGCACUGUCUACUCGAUUUGGCCCAAGCAUCUGUGCUCCAGUGGCAGCGUCUCUCAGUUCCUGCCUAUCUCUUCCAUCAUUAUAAUCGCCAGUUCCCAUUAGGUUCACAGAAGUCGCAGGGGCCACCAACUUCUGGUACCAUUGGCCGUUCGCUCUGGGCCCACUUAUCUUCCAAAGCUGCUCUUCACAAUGAGGAUGCUGCUCAUCUGCUCUUUCGACUUCACAGUCUUUCAAAUACGUUGAUGUCUGUUCUUCAAUCGGACUUACUCAGCACCUCUAGCCGAGGACGACAACUUUCCACAAUAAAGAUGGUUCCAUUUGUCUACAGGUGA
Messenger RNA from Protopolystoma xenopodis, 459 nucleotides. NCBI's taxonomy places the organism in Eukaryota, Metazoa, Platyhelminthes, Monogenea, Polystomatidea, Polystomatidae. The record is from the annotation of a GenBank genome assembly.